UCUUUCUGUAGAGCUUGCGCCCGCAGCUUUCCUUCCUCUCCUUGGUUGCUGCGUGUUUUCCAGCUCUCUGAGGUUGCAUCGCAAUGCGCAUCCUCCGCCCUUUUCUCCUUACACUAUCGGUUCUCUCGUCCUAUGCCUAUGCACAGGACCUGGAUUCAGACAGUGUUCCCAAGCAGAAGCACGCAUACCAAAGCGAUGUUGCGCGGCUUCGAAAAAUCGUGAUUAACAGCCUCUAUUCACAUCGGGACGUCUUCCUUCGAGAACUCAUUUCCAACGCAAACGAUGCUCUAGAAAAGCUCAGGCUUACCAGCUUAACCGACAAACAAGUUUGGGAUGGGGCUGAACCUUUAAAUAUUUCGAUCAAAGCUGUCAAGGAUGAAGAUGGGCCUGGAGGACGUAUUAUUAUUUCUGAUACUGGUAUCGGAAUGUCACCAGAGGAGCUGACUGCUAAUCUUGGAACUCUCGCAAAAUCCGGCACCACAGAAUUCCUGCAAAAGGCAGAAAGCACUGACGGAACCAAUUCUGGAAAUCUUAUCGGUGCUUUCGGCCUUGGUUUUUAUUCCUCCUUCCUAGUGGCAGAUCGUGUUUAUGUGGCAAGUGUACCACCAAAAACUGCGCAGAAUCCGAAUCCUGUUCAGCAUGUCUUCAGUUCCUCAGCCGAUGAUAGUGCGUUUGAGGUUUACCCUGAUCCACGAGGGAACACUCUAGGAAGAGGGACGGAAAUCACUCUUAUCGUGAAGGAUGAAGCGGUUGAGUUCUUGGAUACUCAUAAGCUUCAAGAGCUUGUGAAUAAACACUCAUCCUUUUCAACUACGUUCCCUAUCUACCUCUUCCAUCAGUAUGAAGACGAAGUGCCUGUCGAGGAUGAGGAAUCACCUAGUCCCGAAGAUACAGAAACCAAAGAGGAAAUUCCUGAGGACAAGGACGAGGACGAGGCUGUUAUCGAAGAGGUCUCCGAUGACGAGUCCGAUACGAUAAAAGAGAAAGAAAAGAAGACUAAGAAAGUGAUGGUUGAUGAGUGGAUGCAUCUGAAUCCGUUGCCUCCUGUCUGGUUGAGGGACCCUAAGGACGUCACAGACGAAGAAUACUCUCUUUUGUACCAAGCGACCUUCCGUGACUUCACGCCUCCCUUGGCCUGGCAGCAUUUCUCUGGAGACACUGGCUCUGGCGUCUCUUUUAAGGCGAUCAUUUUCGUUCCUUCUCGUCUCGAUGACAAGUUUUGGUCUGAACCUCUUAAUAUCCCAACGAAGGAUAUUCGUCUCCUAGUCAAACGCGUAUUCAUCACGAACGACUUCGGUAGCGAUGAACCUCUACCUAAAUGGGCAAGCUGGGUCAAAGUCAUUAUCGACGCCGACGAUCUUCCACUCAACGUUUCGCGAGAGUCCUUGCAGCACACUAAGUUCCUUAAACAGAUCAAACAGAUCAUCGUCAAGCGCGUCAUCCAGUUGUUGACGAAGACUGCUGACGAAGACCCAGAAAAAUUCGAGAAGAUUCAGCACGCUUACGGACCAGUGAUCAAACUCGGUGCGGUCGAAAGUGCACCGAACAGGGAGAAAUUAGCUGCGCUUGCAAGGUUCCGUACGACUCAACGCGACUCCGCUUCUUUGGAUCAGUACUUGGAGAACCGUAAAAAGGGACAGAAACAGAUCUUCUAUCUCGCCGAAGUUGGCAAGCCAAUCGAUACACUGAAGAAGAGUAUCUUUGUUGAGAAACUUGACGCUCGGGGUUAUGAGGUACUCCUGCUGAAUGAACCUCUGGAUGAAGUCCUUUUCCAGAAUCUCAGGAGGUGGAAGAAAAUCGCUUUCCAAGACGUUGCUAAAGCUGGACUAAAAUUCGGUGAUGAGGAUCUUGACGCUGAGGAAGAGAAGGAACAACAGCAGGAGCUCGCCGAAAAGUUCAAGCCGUUGACCGCAUGGCUGAAGGACAAAGUACAGAAUGUUGUCAGGGAUGUUGUCAUUUCCAACAGGCUUGUCACAAGUCCUUGUGCGAUCGUCGCUGACGAACAUGGUUACACGGCCAACGUGGAGAAGCUGUUAAAUGCUGCCAACAAGAGGCAAGGUGGUGGUGGCCUUGACUUCAUGCAUGAGUAUGCGAAGAAACAGAAGCUCCUGGAGAUCAACCCUAGAUCUCCUCUCAUUCAAGGUCUUCUUCGCCGAGUAGAGCAGCUCCCUGGCGAGGAUGAGGACCGCGAUGUUGAUGCUGAGACUGAGUUGGAGGAGGUUACGACCAUCCUUAUUGACGGCGCACUCGUUCGCUCUGGAUUUGAUGUUCCUGACUCAAACGAGUUCUUCUCUCGUGUCGACAAGGUGCUUCGUAGAUCGCUUGGUGUAUCCGAGACUGCGAAGGCCGACGACUCAGUGAAGCCCGCACCACCCGUCGACCCCGAGCUUCCGUCUGACGAUGAGCUGGAGGCCGAUACUUCCUCCUCAUCUCAGCCGGUGCCUAAACCCACCACUAAGAGUUCAGGUGGCUUCCAUAUCGAACUCCCUGACGAGCUGAAGGAGCAUGUAUCUAUUGAGUUGGAAGAGAUCCUGGAUGAUGAGCCACUUCAUGAUGAGCUUUGAUCAGCGUGUGUUGUAGUCUAGAUUUAAAAAAGGGUUUUGUGUGUUUCUCGGUUAUAAAGUCAGUUCAAUAAUAAAUCGG
Messenger RNA from Fomitiporia mediterranea MF3/22, 2643 nucleotides. Its product is annotated as heat shock protein Hsp90. Bases 84 to 2564 code for a protein of 826 amino acids. Gene Ontology annotation, biological process: protein folding. Gene Ontology annotation, molecular function: ATP binding; ATP-dependent protein folding chaperone; ATP hydrolysis activity. The transcript has 17 exons. NCBI's taxonomy places the organism in Eukaryota, Fungi, Basidiomycota, Agaricomycetes, Hymenochaetales, Hymenochaetaceae. The record is from RefSeq and is a predicted model, not a curated record.